Molecule: messenger RNA, 3239 nt
Organism: Microdochium trichocladiopsis
Lineage: Eukaryota; Fungi; Ascomycota; Sordariomycetes; Xylariales; Microdochiaceae
Exons: 2
Coding region: 406-2985 (859 amino acids)
Source: RefSeq, a predicted model, not a curated record
ACCUCUGCUCCCGCGCCCAGCGAGAGCUAUCAAAUUUAGCUCGCAGCCGCUAUACCCAGUGCAGCCCGCGUGGGCCGCUGCUUUUAUACAGGCCGCUCCCACUAUUGGCCAUCCAGACUGAGGCUACUUGCCGCGCCGAAAGAGUCACGCACAGAGCCGACCCUGUUCGAGGUUGCGCUGGUGUGCUUGCGGUUGGCCGCUUCAGGGAAGGAGCAGAGAGCAGCGCAGACGUCAGUGGACGCAGUACACGCACCCAUCUACGCUUACCUAUCUGUGUGGUCGAUCGGCAGCAACGCACCCCUGCCCGGCCCUACACUGUACCACUUGAGCACCCCGCCCGCCGAGGACAGAAAGGUUUGCGCCCUUGGGCUGCUGCUGCCCGUCGCCCGCCGCCCGCCCGUCACCAUGGCGUCGGCCCUGCCGCAACAACAACAACACUCCCUGUCGCGGACCCCCAGAAAACCCGCCUCUGGUGCCGCCUCGACCCCAAACCUCAACAGCCUCUACUCUGCCCACGGCUCCCGCACGCCCUCGCUCAGCCGCAAGAACUCAUGCGCCGGCCUCGCUCCCAUCCCGGACAGCGCAGACCUUGACGCGCUCCACAACAUCCUGCGCGAGUCCAGCUCGCUCUACAACAGGAUGGGCCCCAUCACUCCCGGCCGCGCCGCCGCCGCCGCUGCGAUGGACGACUUCCGUGAGGGCGACAUCGUAGACGUCCCCGGAAACAUGGCUGGCACGGUACGCUUCGUCGGUUCUGUCGGCGGUCGCAAGGGCACAUUCGCCGGUAUCGAGCUUCACCCAGAGUUCUCGGCGCGCGGCAAGAACAGUGGCGACGUUGACGGUGUACAAUAUUUCACGACGAGCGCUCCUGGUGCCGGAAUAUUCGUCCCUGUCGGGAAGCUCUUCAAGCGCGAGCCUGGUCCAAAUAGUACUAUUCCCUCUACCCCGACGAGCGGCUCCGUGUCUGCGUUCAAGCUGUCGCUCCGCGGCCCGAGUAGCAAUACACCACCAACGCCCGGCCUCCCAAAGUUCAGCCAAUCUGUCGGACCCGGUCGUGCACCCAGCCCCAGUAACAGGAAGCCUCGAGCUUCUGUUCAUCGACCCGAAUCACCCGUACGCAGACUACAGAUGAGUCCAGGCUCACGACCCUCAAUUAUGGCUACCCCGGGGCCGCGGGCACCCCAAAGAUACGGAACUCCCACCAUUUCCAAGUUCAGCCAGAGUGUGCGAGGCACAGCUGGAGACCCAGCCAAGGCUGGCCCCAGGACCGACCGAAAACCAAGUCUUGUCCCACGCAGCGCAUCGGCACUAGGCUCUAGAAGCAGCUCUGCCCUUGGACAGGUCCCAGAUUUUGACGAGGAAGAGGAGACUACCCCCAAUGCUGUUACGCGGAACCAGGCAUUUGGCAGUGUCCGGUCCAUCUCGUCACUGAACUUCAAGCGGCCGGCAUCCCGCACCACUCACGUAAAUGAGGAGGAGAUAGAGCGUCUGCGGACACAGCUGGAAGACCGCGACCGGCAACUAAAGGAUCAGGCGUCUACCCUUGCAGAGAUGGAAAGCAGCCUUACAGAACUCACAGAGCUUAUCGGGCAGAAUGAUCUGACUUCGCCAAGGCCAAAUAGCAUAGACGGCAAGGAUACUUCGCAGCUGCGAGCAAUGCUGCGGGAGAAGAACGAAAAGAUUGCCAUGCUGACUGCCGAGUUCGAUGCGCACCGGGCCGACUUCCGGAGUACCAUUGACACCCUCGAAAUGGCCAGCACAGAGACGCAGCGGGUCUACGAUGCCAGGAUCAGAGAGCUCGAGGAAGAAAUCCAUGGUUUCCAGGAUCGGACAGACGACUUCGACAGUGUUGCACGUCAGCUCAAACAGCUCGAGGAGCUCGUUCAGGAACUCGAGGAGGGCUUGGAAGACGCCAGGCGUGGCGAAGCCGAGGCUCGCGGCGAAGUCGAGUUCCUUCGUGGCGAGGUUGAACGGACCAGAGCCGAACUCCGCAGGGAACAGGAGAAGGCAUCCGCCGCAAACGGCGACAAGGCGGGAGGUGCCAAACCCUCUUCCUCCGUAUCGAAAGAGCUGGAACAGAAGGAGGAUGAGAUUAGAGGUCUCAAAGCCAUCAUCCACUCCCUGAGCAGAGACUCCGUACCCGGCGCCGAGACAUCACCUACUGCGGACCGAUCGUCCGUGCAGUCGCAGCGCCCCAACUCGUUUGCAAAGUCAAGACCCGAGUCUAUGGGUGCUCGCAUGGCCAAGGAAAAGCUGGAGCGGGAGGUUUCGGAAUUGCGGGGUCUCCUCGAUACCAAGAGCGUGCGUGAGGAGGAACUUGAGCGUGAGCUCGCCACCCUUCGUCGCGGCAGCGCGUCGACACAACGUGGUAGCACCAUGACCCUCGGAAGCGCAGGCCGGUCAUCUUUUCGCGACUCAAAGAGCACGGUGAUCCUCGCUCGGGACCCCGCUUCGCCCCCCAAGAGUGGCCAUCACCGCAACAAUACUCUCGAAUCGGUAGCUGACAUGGACAACUUCUCUUCCGUCACAGAGAACAGCACGCUCUGGUGCGAGAUUUGCGAGACUGCCGGGCAUGACAUCCUGACCUGCACCAAUGUCUUUGGCCCGCAACAAGAUCAGAAUGGUGUUACGGGAGAUGGCGCGAAUGACAAGUCCCCCAUCGAUAGCUCGAGGCCGACGCUGACCAUUCCUGGCGAAAUGAAUGAGGAGGACCGGCCGCGGCCACUGACGCCUAUCAAGCGCUCUCCAGCACCAGCUGCAGAGGCCGAACCGAUGUCACCGCCAAAGGUUGCAGAGCCGGCGCAAGCGGACCCAACUUCAGUCCAGUCGGGACCUCCGCCUGGCAUUCGCAUCCUGCCCAACCCAGCGGAUACGGGCCCUCUGGCAGGCAAGGACAGUGGCACGAUCGACCCCGAAAAGUGGUGUGCUCUAUGUGAGCGUGACGGCCACGACAGCAUCGAUUGUCCGUUUGAGGAUGCUUUCUAGGGGCUUUCAUCAUGAGAUUGGAAUCGAAACAAGAGCGGAAGAUACCCAGUGCGUGGAGCAACGAGCAUGACCUGACAUGACAUAGACUGCAAGUUAUGGGGCCUGGCGUUUUGUCAAAGAAGGGCAUGUACUAUGGACCAGUCAAGGCGAUGCGCCUCUAAUUAUUGUUAAUUGUGUACGAUUUCUUGUAGCAAGUCAAGUCCUGGCUCUGUUGACGUUGCGUUGCCGAGUGACGUAGGCGCAUUGAGACAUGC